This is a messenger RNA of Cyanidioschyzon merolae strain 10D, 1503 nucleotides long. RefSeq names its product UTP--glucose-1-phosphate uridylyltransferase. The record is from RefSeq and is a predicted model, not a curated record. Gene Ontology annotation, cellular component: cytoplasm. The transcript has a single exon. Gene Ontology annotation, molecular function: UTP:glucose-1-phosphate uridylyltransferase activity. Lineage: Eukaryota; Rhodophyta; Bangiophyceae; Cyanidiales; Cyanidiaceae. Gene Ontology annotation, biological process: glycogen metabolic process; UDP-alpha-D-glucose metabolic process. Bases 1 to 1503 code for a protein of 500 amino acids.
AUGCCUUUGGUGCGAACCAGCCACGAUGCCUCUUUUGCGAACUUCGCUCACCUCACAGACAAGUCUCUGGAGAAGGCACUGUUGGAGGAAAUACGUCAAAUCAAUGAAAGGGCGACUGACGUACGUGCACGCAUGAGCGAAGCAGAACAACAGGGUUUUGUGCACCUGUUGGGUCGGUACCUGGAGACGCGCUCCAGUGCGUCCGCGGCACUGGAUUGGGACCAGAUCCAGCCGCCAUCGGCGGAGCUAUUGCGACCCUACGCAGAACUACCCGAACCGAACGAAACUGAGGCGCGAGCGCUUCUAAGCCGCGUCGCUGUACUGAAGCUGAACGGAGGCCUCGGCACCUCGAUGGGGUGCUCGGGCCCCAAGUCCGUGAUCGAAAUCCGCUCGGGACAGACGUUUUUGGACAUUAUCGUGAAGCAGAUCGAGUCCAUCAACAAGCGGUAUCAAAUCAAGGUGCCUCUUCUCCUAAUGAAUAGUUUUAACACGGAUGCGGAUACACUGAAAGUCAUUCGAAAGUACGAGGAUCUCAUUCCGAUUCGUACGUUUCAGCAGUCUAGGUAUCCGCGUCUGGUGCGCGACACACUGCGACCCCUGUGCCUCGACUCUGAAGUGUACGACAAGGAGGACUGGUACCCGCCGGGUCACGGCGACAUGUAUGAUGCGCUUCUGCAAUCGGGCAUGCUGGAUCGGCUGCUCGCCGAGGGCAAGGAAUGGAUAUUCGUGAGUAACAGUGACAACCUUGGAGCGUCCUUGGAUACGCGGAUUCUCAAAGCAAUCGCGGAUCAUCAGGUUGAAUUUACAAUCGAAAUGGCAACGAGAACUCGCUCCGAUCGGAAAGGAGGCACGCUGAUCACGUACCAAGGCAAGCCGAGGUUGCUAGAAGUCGCGCAGGUCGAUAAGGAGCACUUGGGAGAUUUCCAGAACAUAUCCAAAUUCCGAGUAUUCAAUACCAAUAGUUUGUGGAUCCAACUCAAGGCGCUCAAGCGAAUCAUGGACAGAGGACCUGGCUCCAUGGAGCUGGAUAUUAUCCCCAACACGAAGACUGUGAAAGGCGAAACCGUGCUGCAGCUCGAGACGGCUAUGGGUGCUGCCAUUACCCAUUUCCAGCGCGUCAUGGGUAUUAACGUUCCACGGAGCCGUUUCCUGCCCGUCAAGACAACAUCCGAUCUGCUCUUGAUUCAAAGUAAUCUCUAUAAUAUCGUCUCGGGGUAUGUUAGUAUGAAUCCGGAGCGUCCGGCUGAACUCGGCACGCCAGUCAUUCGGUUGGGUCCAGAAUUCAAAAAAGUGAGCGACUUUAGUAGCCGUUUCGAGAGUAUGCCGGAUAUUUUAGAAUUAGAGUCAUUAACUGUCAGUGGCAGUGUGCGCUUCGGCAAACGCUGCAAACUGAGCGGUACGGUCAUCAUUGUCGCCCAGCCGGGAGCGUCUAUUGAUAUUCCGGCGGGGUCUCGGCUCGAGAACUGCGUGGUUACCGGUAACCUUCAUGUUUUGGACGUGUGA